Molecule: messenger RNA, 1092 nt
Organism: Candidozyma duobushaemuli
Lineage: Eukaryota; Fungi; Ascomycota; Pichiomycetes; Serinales; Metschnikowiaceae
Exons: 1
Coding region: 1-1092 (363 amino acids)
Biological process (GO): positive regulation of Ras protein signal transduction; protein phosphorylation
Molecular function (GO): protein serine/threonine kinase activity
Source: RefSeq, a predicted model, not a curated record
AUGUCAAAUAUUCGAUUCACUGCAGCAAACCUGUCAAGAAUCAAAAAGCCAAGCUCCAACCCCAAGAAAGGACCCCUCUCUCCAUUGAAAAGCAAGCCCAAGCCGAAGCAAAAGGUGAAGAAACAGGAUGAGGAAGAUGGCUCAGAGGAACCACUACAAGUGGUAUCACUGAGGGCUAAUCUUGAUUUCCAGAUCCAAAAUUACACAGGCAUAGUUGACGCUAUUGAUACUGUUGUUGAAAAUCAGUGGGCAGAAAAAACUUGCUUUCAUAAUCGUUAUUAUAGCGAGCAGGCUAAAGAAGGUAGUUCUGCUACUGAUCUUCUUUUCUCACUCCGAGGACUCUCCAUGGAAACAAAAGCCGAAAUUAUUAAGUACCGAAACCAGCAGCUACCCAAUGGUAUGCUCACUCUUAACCAGCUAUACUCGAUGUUUCAAGACCAAGGUAAUACAUUUGUGGAUAGAAGUCUUGAAAUGUGUAUACGCGACGGUUUAGUCAAGAAGUUCAUCAUUACCAACGCUCUGCCGAUAAUUCUGAGGACUGGAAAAGGAGGCCAAAACUCAAAAGUGACAUACGGCUAUGAAAACAUCGAGGUUGUCGUAAAAAUCGAGCAUUAUAUUGCAUUAAUCGAGGAAAUUGCUGAUGGUCUGGAUGGAGCGACGGCUGCUGCUUUGGGAGAGUUUAAACAGUUCGUGAAGGGUCACCCUGAGGCACUUUCGAUUUGUACAACAGAUAUCUCUGCUGAUCAUUUGUCAGCAUUGGUGAAGACUGGUGUAGUUACACUAACUUCAAAUCACCACAAUGAGAUCAACGUUCAUCAGUACUCGUUGGCAUAUCCUCGGUGCGGUACGUUCCUUAAAAUGAUAAAUUCGGGACGGUCGUGGCUUGUGAAGACUUUAAACAAAUCAAAAUUCAAGGAACUCCUUGAGGAACAACUAUUUGAGAAAUGGGAAGGUAAAAAUAAGGCAAACUUCCGGAAACCGUUUUAUGGCUAUGACCUAAUGUGGGUUUUGGCCGAUGCUUUGGGAGCCGGUGUGGCUGAGGUAUUCAAGACCCCUGUGGGCAGGGGCUGGCGUCUUACAGGUAAAAUAUAG